CAUGGCGGUGAGCUGAGGACUAUCGUCCCAAAGCCUACACUAGCGCAAGACAUCAAUUACACUGUAGGUGUGUGUUGUAAGUCACAUUGGGAGAAAUUCUGAACAAUGUCCGUGAAAAUGAAACCGAUGGACGGUAUAGAAAUCCGUGUUGUCAGUGUCCGGCCGAACACAAGCCCGUACACUGUCACAGGAAGUAAUCGAUCGUGUACUCGAGUCAAGGUCAUACCUCCUGCUCUUGCGACUCCGAAAACUUUCCUGGGCGUUUCCGGGGACCUAAAACUUGUGAAGAUUCCCCAAAGAAUCUUUUGAAAGACCAAGUUUCUCUUUAGCUAUGGCCGGAAACAGAGCGCCAUCUCUCAUUUUGCAUUAUCAUGAGAAGUCCUCAUCUGACAUAGUCGUCCAGGAAGUCUGUGUACCCCAAAGUGGAUCAGUCAAAUGUACUUAUUACUGCUGCAUAUGCUGGAACGCCGGUAAGAAUGGAUCCGGCUACUGUGGAAUACAGGACCAUCCCGAUGGGAAAUGUUAUAUUUUCUCCAUCUGGGAUCCACAUAAUUCCAGCGAGCCGAUUAAAGCUGUAUACAAAGGCCCUGGAACGUGGGCACAGCGAUUUGAUGGAGAAGGCACAGGUCUGAAGUCGAUGAACUUUGACCUGGGAUGGGAAACUGAUCAAUGGUACACUGCUGUCAUCCGACGUUGGGAUCACGAAGGUCACACUAGGUUUGGAUUCUGGAUUCACGAUCAAACUUCAGAAAAAUGGACUCAUCUAAUUACAAUGGACUUUCCCGAAGCUGGCUAUUUUUUUAACCAUGUCAGUAGUUUCCUUGAAGAUUGGCAUGGAAAUGGCCAUUCCAUUCGAUGCGUGAAGUACAAGAACGGGUUAAAAAGAAAAUGCGAUUUCUCAUGGUGUCGACUUCGUUCAGCAUCCUUCUAUGCAAAUCAAGAGGACGCCUGCAAAAACUACAAUGAUAAUUUUAACGCGUCUGUAAACUCCGAGUGUUACUUUUUACAGAGUGGUUACAUGACUUGUCCAGAGGAAGGGUUGGGCCCGUCCAAAGACCUUUUCUGUGACUGUCAGGAUGGACCCUGUACCGUUUCACCUUCCCAAGCCACUACACAGUUCACCAUCGAAUUACUAACUAGAUCCCAGAUAACUUGGCACGUUCGUCAACGCGAAACCCCGCAGUUCAAAUAUACCGUUAAAGACGGCGACAAAAUAUUGGCUUCAGACGUGGACUCGGAGGCAAGAACGUGCCACGUGGAUUUAUCGCAUGUCUCCAACGUUACACUUGCCCUGGAGGACAUUCUUGGUCGAGAAACCUCUUUAACGAUGGGUUUGACCUCCAAGCCCAAGGGAUGUACGUCGUGAGAAUUUAGGUCCUUGAUGAGGAUAUAAAAGCAGAAAUUGAUUAAUUUGAGCCAGGUAUAUGGAUUUGCACAUUGAAUGAAUUUGCGUAUAUAUUCACACCAAUGAAUCUUUAUACCAUUAGGCCACAUAGUCUGAACUCUGGCUGCAUGUGCCAUCCUGAACAACGGUUAAUCCCAAGAUCACGUUUAUAAUUUACACAACGUGGGUUGACGUGCUACUAAAUGGUGUUUUUGAAGGUUAUAACGCUCCACCGGUGUAGUUCAUCUGCCCCUCCCCUACCUUCCGCCCACUACUUUUUCCUACAUAGUGAAUAUUCUGGCAUACAUUCCCGCAUACGGCCUGUGAAGAAACCAUGUAUACUCGUUAAAAAGAUGUAAAUAUAAUGGGUCACAUGAUUUGAUCCAGAGUAUAUCGUGCACCUUGGCUAUACUACGUUGGACAUACCAAAUCUGUAUAAGUUUUGACAAAAUGUUAGACAAUGUUUUGGAUUAAUAAUGUUUUGGACAGAUAGCCUUGUACCGUAAUCUGUUCUGCUCACACGAAGCACAGUUCAUGUUAAUAUGCAUUUCCGGCCAUAUGUUCUUGUUCUUAUUUCUUUAUAGCUUCUUAUUUCUCCAUAGCAUUUUAGUGGUCACCAAAGAUGGUCAUUUCAUGAUUGGUCCACGCUCGUGGAACGCGUGGUUGAGUUGGAUUUUGCUGAACAUAACGCAUGUGUUGUAGGCCUACCAUCCCAAUUCAAAUGCUUUUGUGUAUGUUUAACACGAGACCACCGGUAACUUCUGUUUAGUGGUAAUACAGUUCAGAAUGUAUGUGUGAAAUUAGUUCAUCAUACAAUUUACUGAGUUUUCAAACAAACCAAAAAACAGAUUCUUCACUUAUACUUAUAUACCCUUUCGUAUGAAUAAACUUU
Molecule: messenger RNA, 2276 nt
Organism: Liolophura sinensis
Lineage: Eukaryota; Metazoa; Mollusca; Polyplacophora; Chitonida; Chitonidae
Exons: 3
Coding region: 332-1366 (344 amino acids)
Source: RefSeq, a predicted model, not a curated record